AUGAGCUUUUGGAGAGGAAGGCUUCAAUCUGCAUUUGUACCAUUUGCAAAAAGGAGGCAACUUGGCAAUGUCUGGAUUGCUUUGCCGGCCCCGCGUAUUGUACAGACUGCUGCCGGACAUCCCACUGCCGAGACCCAUUCCACUGGAUUGAAUGAUGGACCAGUCACCAAGGUGAAUGGUGCCCUCAAUCAGCCAGAAACUUGGAUGCUGAUAUUGACAUUGAAGAAGACAGAUGGUUUGAUCUUGAAGACCUUCCUAGCACUUCGGCUGAUCCAAAGCCACCAGAUAGGGUUUACAAUGGUGGCCAGACCAUAUUUACCUUUCAACUCCUCGAUGACUACCUGCUGGAAAAUCUCGAGCGCAAAACCUCGGCCACCCACUAACUACUACUCCAAAUUAAGAAGAAUCACCAACUUUGCAUUUCCGAAUUCCAUUCCGAACUGGUAUCACGAGUUGAUCAGGGUUGGUAGACAAUACCGUAAUCUUACCGAACUGGCUACUUUUGGAUUUGGACACAAAGCUAAUAAAAGUCAAGUGGGUAGCCUUUGCAAGAAGUGGAAGCAAGCGAAACUCAGGCUCUCUGAGAGCUUCCAGGCUCUUGAAGAAUUAAGUGCCUUGGCAAGUAUGGAACAGAUUCAAGAAUGGGAGCAACAGAUCAAAUUGGCAAAUUUGAACUGGGCAAAGGACCUUUCCACCAUGGACAUCUAUUACGUCAAGGUCAAGGAAGCCAAGACUGAAAAGGGCAUUCAGCUAAAACUUAUGACUAAAGAACAGGAAGACAAGGUCAAGCCGGGAUUAAGUGGAUGGGUAAACAGCAGUAUCAAAAUUCAGGAAGCCCAGCUCAAGGCAGUCAUCCAAGUGCUGAUCAGAAGCUAG
Laccaria bicolor S238N-H82 is the source of this 876-nucleotide messenger RNA. RefSeq lists its product as uncharacterized. The record is from RefSeq and is a predicted model, not a curated record. Lineage: Eukaryota; Fungi; Basidiomycota; Agaricomycetes; Agaricales; Hydnangiaceae. Bases 1 to 876 code for a protein of 291 amino acids. The transcript has 7 exons.